AGGGGUUAUUAUGGCCGCGGUAUGUGGAGGCGUUGCUCCCUCUCUGAGAGCUGCUUUGACUUUGGCCAGCAGACGAAGGGGAGCGACGAAGAAGAAGCACGCCCGAGUCGUGCCGUGCAGUCUUUCAUCAUGAAGAACUCUAAAGAGGCUGUUCAGUCUGCAGCGAAAGAGUUCCUGCAGUUUGUGAACAGAGGAGUGUCUCCAUACCACGUGGUUGAGGAAUGUAAACGGCGUCUGCUGGAGGCCGGCUUCAUCGAGCUGAAGGAGACGGAGCAGUGGGACAUCAAGCCGUCUGCUAAGUACUUUGUGACCAGGAACUUCUCCAGCCUCAUCGCCUUCGCUGUGGGCGGACGCUACCUGCCGGGGAACGGGUUCUCAAUGAUCGGAGCCCACACAGACAGCCCCUGCCUCAGAGUGAAGCCGAGGUCCAAGAGGACGAAGCAGGGCUGUCUGCAGGUCGGCGUGGAGUGCUACGGCGGCGGCAUCUGGAACACUUGGUUCGACCGUGAUCUGACCAUCGCCGGCCGCGUUAUGGUCAAGAGCGACAGUAAACUGGUUCACCGGCUGGUUCAUGUGUCCAGACCUCUGCUCAGGAUCCCUCACCUGGCCAUCCACCUGCAGAGGGACAUCAACGAUUCCUUCGGCCCAAACAAGGAGAACCACCUCGUGCCCAUCAUCGCCACCGCCGUCCAGGAGGAGCUGCAGACGGGCUCCACAUCCUCCGGAGAUGCCACCUGUGCCACCAGCACGGCAGAGAAACACCACCCGGCGCUGGUGAAAGUGCUGUGUUCAGAGCUGGGAGUCGAGGCCGAAGCCCUGCUGGACUUUGAGCUCUGUCUGACUGACACUCAGCCUGCAGCGUUGGGAGGCGUGUACGAAGAGUUCAUUUACUCUCCUCGUCUGGACAACCUCCACAGCUGCUACUGCGCCCUGCAGGGGCUGAUGGAAUCCUGCUCAGGAGACUCUCUGGCCAAAGACCCCAACGUCCGCAUGGUCACCCUGUACGACAACGAAGAGGUGGGAUCAGAGAGUGCUCAGGGAGCUCAGUCCAACCUGACAGAGCUUAUCCUCAGCCGCCUCGCCGCUUCCGCCUCCAACCUCACCGCCUUUCAACAGGCUGCGCCGCGCUCCUUCAUGAUCAGCGCCGACAUGGCACACGCCGUGCACCCCAAUUACCAGGAGAAGCAUGAGGAGAACCAUCGACCAGCUUUCCACAAGGGCCCAGUGAUCAAGUUCAACAGCAACCAGCGCUACGCCACUACGGCCGUCACCGCUUCCGUUGUCAGAGAGGUCGCCAGCAAGGUCGGGGUGCCUCUGCAGGAUGUGAUGGUCCGUAACGACAGCCCGUGUGGAACCACCAUCGGACCCAUCUUGGCCGCCCGCCUCGGCGUCCCCGUGGUGGACAUUGGAGCUCCGCAGCUCUCCAUGCACUCCAUCAGGGAGAUGUGCUGCACCUCCAGCGUCCUGCAGAGCACCACCCUCUUCAAGGGUUUCUUCGAGUUGUUCCCCACGGUGAGGAACACGCUGGUUGUCGACUAGAGCCAGAAGAACCGCUACCAAUGGAAACAAAGGAUUCCUUUUACUGCAACACAUCCAGGGCUCAGCACGCACUCAUGUAAUAUUAGCAUCACGUCCUUGUUGAAAAUGGUGUGGACGAUGCUCUCUACUGUGCUGUAAUUUUAUCCCCCAAAGAAGAAAAUCACAAACAGCUCAAAGCACUUCCUGAUCUUUCUUAUGAACUGAAAUUGUUUAGAAAAUAAUAAAAUAUUGAAAAGUU
Molecule: messenger RNA, 1777 nt
Organism: Dicentrarchus labrax (European seabass)
Lineage: Eukaryota; Metazoa; Chordata; Actinopteri; Moronidae
Gene: dnpep
Product: aspartyl aminopeptidase
Exons: 15
Coding region: 22-1539 (505 amino acids)
Biological process (GO): proteolysis
Molecular function (GO): aminopeptidase activity; zinc ion binding
Source: RefSeq, a predicted model, not a curated record